Chelmon rostratus (copperband butterflyfish) is the source of this 5149-nucleotide messenger RNA. It is a transcript of the gene chfr, whose product is annotated as checkpoint with forkhead and ring finger domains, E3 ubiquitin protein ligase. Lineage: Eukaryota; Metazoa; Chordata; Actinopteri; Chaetodontiformes; Chaetodontidae. The coding region runs from base 132 to 2057 and encodes 641 amino acids. The record is from RefSeq and is a predicted model, not a curated record. The transcript is spliced from 18 exons. Gene Ontology annotation, molecular function: protein binding; ubiquitin-protein transferase activity. Gene Ontology annotation, biological process: mitotic cell cycle checkpoint signaling; ubiquitin-dependent protein catabolic process; protein ubiquitination. Gene Ontology annotation, cellular component: nucleus.
GGUAUAUAAUGUCAACCGUGAGCUUGGCAGGAAGUGGAUCUUGUGCCUAGCUGGAACAUGAGGAGAAGAAGCUGUUUAAUACAGAGUCACAGGGACAACAAACUAAGCCGUUGACGAAAAAAGCUUGGGACAUGGACAGUUACGGCAGAGGACGACCAUGGGGGAAGUUAGUCAAGGUGGACUCCAGUGAAACUGUCCUGCUUUUCAACAGGGAGUGCACAGUUGGCAGAAAAAAAGGAUGUUAUCUGUCCUUUCCAGCCAACAAACUGGUAUCAGGGGAGCACUGCAAGAUUGUGCAAGAUGAAAGCUCAGGGGUGGUGUGGCUUGAAGACAUGAGCACUAAUGGCACGGUGAUCAACAUGUCCAAACUGGUCAAGAAGCAAACUCACAUGCUGGAGCAUGGCGAUGUCAUCUACUUUGUAUACAGGAAAAGUGAGCCAGAGCAAAACAUUGCUUAUGUUUACCACUCAAUCAAAACGGAGCAAGCUAUUUCACAACAUAGUUAUGACACAGAGAGUUCAGCCCACAGUCCUGCUCCUCUUCCACCUUCAGAGAUGUCGCUCUCUGUGGAGCCUGUAAUGCUCACAAAGGCUCCUCGUGACCCAACUCAGGAGGAACCUCAGCCCUCCACCUCCACUUCCCACUUCUGUAUCGGGAACCCUUCCACUUGUGGUCCUAAGGCAACCCCAGCCUGUCCUGCCUCUGGCCAAGCUGAAGAUGCUGCUACAGCCCAGGAAACAGACAUGGACAAUAUGGAGCCGGAAAGCAAGAGGAGGAAAACUGAUGACAAUAAAGAUUAUGAUUUGGCACACACCUCCAGUACACAAGCGGUCGGUUCAAGUAAGGGAAGUCCUGGGAGUCUCUUGUCUAAACCACCGGUGGAAGGGACUAAGACGGAUAAGAUGGAGGAGAGCCUGACAUGUGUUAUUUGCCAGGACCUUCUGCAUGACUGUGUCAGCUUGCAGCCCUGCAUGCAUGUCUUCUGUGCUGCCUGCUACUCAGGCUGGAUGGAGCGUUCUUCUCUCUGCCCCACCUGCCGCUGCCCUGUGGAGAGGAUUCGGAAGAACCACAUCCUCAACAACCUGGUGGAGGCCUAUCUCAUCCAGCACCCAGAGAAGUGUCGCAGUGAGGAGGACCUGAAGAGCAUGGACAGCCGGAACAAGAUAACUCAGGACAUGUUGCAGCCAAAAGUUGAGCGCUCUUUCUCUGACGAGGAGGGCAGUUCAGAUUACCUCUUUGAGCUCUCGGACAAUGACAGCGACUCCUCAGACAUUAGUCAGCCUCUGGUGAUGUGCAGACAGUGUCCUGGCUACAGGAGGGAGGUCAGUCAUGUGCUGUUUGCUACAGGUUCAAACUACUGGCUCCCUGGUCUGCCAGCUCCACCACCUGUACCUCCUCCACCCAAACCAGCAGCUGAGGGAUCUGAAAAGCCCACAGGGGAGCAGCCUUCAACAUCCUCGGACAUCCCCUCAGCUCCUCAGGAGUACCGCUGCCCCCCUCAGGGCUGCCAUCUCAUCUGCACCUGCUGCCUCCAGCCAAUGCCAGACCGACGGGCCGAGCUCAACAGCCAGCAGGUUAUUGCUCAACAAUGUGCGCUGUGCCAGCGACCCUUCUGUCAUAUGUACUGGGGCUGCCAGAGGAUUGGCUGUCAAGGCUGUCUGGCUCGAUUCAGUGAGCUCAAUCUGACAGACAAAUGCCUCGAUGGUGUGCUUAGUAACAACAACUACGAAUCAGAAGUCCUCCAGAACUACCUGUCCUCCAGAGGCAAGUCGUGGAGAGAUCUGCACCAGGAAUCGUUGCAAAGUUUACAACAGGGAAGCUACUGUCUGACAGAUAGUCGUAUCUCUGCAGAGACCGUCCUGUGCUUCUGCUGUGGCCUGCGAGCAUUCAAGGAGCUCGCCUACAAGUACAGACAGAACAUCCCUUCAUCUGAACUGCCAGCCGCUGUAACAUCUCGUCCAGACUGUUACUGGGGACGUAACUGUCGCACGCAGGUGAAGGCACAUCAUGCAAUGAAAUUCAACCACAUAUGUGAGCAGACACGUUUCAAGAGCUGAAUGAGCGGAGCGGUUUGUUUCUUCACAUGAGUGUCAAAUGUUGAUAAAGCAUCAUAGACACGAGCUUGUCAAGUUUUGUCCAUUAUAGCUAACGGCUUUCCAGAUGUUAUGCAAAAACCUAAUGCAGAAAUUACAAUCAGUAUCCAUUUACAAUAGUGACCAGUGUCUUCCUUGACGCAGGGCUGUGUGAAAUAAUGCUAUGCACAAUAACAUUAAAGUUCAAUGUUUACUAAAGGAUUAAGGUGCUUUUUAGCGUUAAGACCUGUGAGGGCAUUUAACACCGGCCACCUUUUAAAUCAAAUGUCAUAUAUUUUGUCUGUGGCUCAUGCAUUCAUCUAGACUACCAGGGAGCCGCCCACCAACUGUUAGAGUAAUUUAUUUGUCGUUUGUUAAAAAUGCUUCCUGAUAUGUCCUCCGGCCUACGUGACAAAAAGUCUCUCAGAUUAAAAGCGAUUGAGGCAAUCUGUAUGGAUUAAGGCCAUUUAUGUGUUCUUACACAUGUGCUGAGCCUGUUUUAUAUUUUGUCCUCCACCAACCUUUUCCAAUUGAGGCUUAAAACACCUGAUGCAUAUUAACUUUCUUUAAUUGUGAUAUAUUUUAACAGUUUCAGACACGCUGAGGUAAGAAUCCAGGGCUUCCCGCAACAUAAAGCUGAUGAAAGCAGCUGUCUCACAGUAAAGUCAUACAGAGUGUGACAGCAGUUUGGGCCAAGACACAAGCCGCUUCCAAGAUCUAACAUUUUAAAAUAUUUAUAACAUGAAAAUGACUCACCUCUGAGGGUCUUUUUUUUUUUUUUUUUCUUUUUUGGCCAUAGCGUUAGAGUUCCCAGACGGGGGCAAAAAGCCAUGUCAAAGCCUCACGUACGUACUAGGCUGUAUUCAUAAUCCCAUGUGAUAUUUGGAUUGGGAAGGGGAUCAGUGUGUUGUGACACUGUCAGAGGGCACGGGGGUCUCCGUUGUAUGCUUUGCUGUGGAUAAUCAUCUCCAAGAUGAUUAAAGUAGCGUAGAAGGGACGCUUUCCCGGAGCCUUGUAGUAACGACUAAGCUGCGAUGAAAUGCAGUUAGUCCGUGUAGACUCUUGCACGCCAUGCAACCAGUCACGGUUAUAUAUGCAUAAGGUGCUGCUUCUAGCGGCAUUGGCCCUUCGAGUGGCGUUUGCAUGUGCGGAGGUUUGCAAGAUACACUUGCAAGAGAAUAGUGCCAAUACAACACAACAGUAUGAUCUGUUGUCAUCUGUGUUUAGGUUUAUUUGGAUGUUUUGUUGAUUUAGUUGAUCAGUUUGUUGGAUUUAGUUCGAGUUUCUCUGGUUCCUCAGGUACACAAAGCUGCUCUUUUUUUUUUUUUUUUUUUUUUUGUUAAUUGCAGCUUAACCAUGUUUGAUGGUUAGAAAGGUUCUGUGUCAACAUGCGAAAGCUGUCACUGAACAGUCAUGUUGAAUCUGAUGACCUCUCAUUUGUGACUAUCAUCACCCAAGUGUCAGCAAGUCCCCAUCAUGCAAACAUGCACAACAAGUAUUGAUGUCUACUGUAAAAAGAUGACAAAUCAGCUUUUGUUUUUUAUUUAGCCUAGUCAAAAAGACGGUCAAGACAUUAGUUUCAAGAGGCCUUAUAUAUUGAAAUAUGAGGAUGAAGUAACAGUAAUAGUAAUAGAUGUUUGAUGUUUUUUUUUUUCCACUAUUAUUAGUGUAUAUAAAAUGCUGGUGCACGUGAAGAAUGAGGGAAUAGAAGAUGUUUAAAAAUGGGCCUUAGCUUGCAUCCAUUACAUUUUUUUUAUGAUAUCACACAUAAAUACUUAUUUUUCCAUUUUUGUUUAGUUUUUCAGUUGAUUGUAGAGGAAUACAUACUAAAAAUGUCUGUUAGAUGUGUUUAUAUUGUACAGCUAAGGAUAUUUGCACAUAACUUGUAUUACAAAGGCUUCUUUACGUCUACAAGGUUAUGACGAUAUGAACUGGACGUCCUAGAAGAGCUGUCUUUUUGACGUGUCAGUACUCUGGCUCAGAAUAUCUGAUUUGUGAUCAUAUGAAGAUUUUCAUUCCACAAUGUGAUCUACAUCAUCAGGAAGAAGAAUUGAACUUUGUUUUAAGGAUAUCCUUGAUGGUGCUGAGUUUCAUAAAAUGCUGUACAUUUGAUAUAAAUCAUUAGUAGCAUUAGCCAUAGUGAAUGUAGCUCUUCAUAUUUUCAUUGUAAGGUUUGUUGACAUAAUGGGGGUUGUGAAUGGGCACUUUCCUGGCUCCUCAUUUAAUUUGUGGUGUGAGCAAGGUGGUUUAGAUGUAUUUUUCUUAGUUUUUUUUUUUUUUUUAACAACCCCCUUCAAUCAUGGUGGGUCCACACUGGCAUUCCUUAGCAGCUCAGGCCCUCAGCACAAACCCGGUUGAUCCCCCGACAGAGUGGCUGAGUUUUAAUUAUUCCCUACCGGAGAUCUGGGCACCCUAAGCCAACAACAGUCCCAAGCCGCUCCAAUCAGGAAUUGGUAUUAAAGAGGCUUUGCAUUCUCCCUGGGGUGGGGUAUGUUGUAUACUAAGGCAAAUAUUUACUCACUUUGUGUGCAAAAGUCUGGACCAGGCUGCUCAGCAGAAUGGAAGAGGCAGGUUUCAUUCUACCUCAUCACAGCUCCCAGGUCUAUGGGAGACUGAACAGGCAUCAGUCACUUUCACAUCAGUUCGAAGCUGGGAACGCGUCUCUCAGUACAAGGGACCGAAGUCCUUACUGAUGCCUGGAAACUUUGUAUGCAAUGCACUAUUUGAACAAAUUCAUUAUCUAGACUAUAAUCAGCUUCUAGUUCAUUUUAUAGAGUAGCCCUAGGCACAUGCAAAAAUUUUGUGAGGACUUGAGUUUGACAAAUAUGUUUAAGCGUUUGAUAAAUGCCUCUUUACCCUGUAUGUUACCCUGCAUGUUGUAUUAGCAAAGCUAAAUUUGUCUUUGAAGUGUAUAUGGAUCUGAUUUGCCUGUUUAUCUUAACAAAUUAAAAGAGUGAUUUAGCGGACUUUCGAAACCGACUUGCUUUUGUCAAUGCCUUAACAGUCCGCCUCUACUUAAAUGUGUUUUGAUUAUUGUCACUUCACUCGGGUGUGUGAGCAUCACUUUUCACUUUCAU